Messenger RNA from Pseudozyma flocculosa PF-1, 1353 nucleotides. RefSeq lists its product as uncharacterized. Gene Ontology annotation, biological process: 3'-UTR-mediated mRNA stabilization. The record is from RefSeq and is a predicted model, not a curated record. Gene Ontology annotation, cellular component: nucleus; cytoplasm. The coding region runs from base 1 to 1353 and encodes 450 amino acids. The transcript is spliced from 2 exons. Gene Ontology annotation, molecular function: mRNA 3'-UTR AU-rich region binding. NCBI's taxonomy places the organism in Eukaryota, Fungi, Basidiomycota, Ustilaginomycetes, Ustilaginales, Ustilaginaceae.
AUGUCGUCCGCUGAGCAGGCUGCUACUGAGACCCCCGCUGCCGCUCCGGCCGCUUCCCCUGCCGUCGAGGCCACCCCGGCCGUCGUCGACAACGGCGCUGGCGCCGAGGCCGUCCCUGCCGCUGAUGUCGCUGCUCCUGCCGAGGGUGCCGAUGCCCCCGCUGCUGCUGGCGACGAAUCGGCCGCCGUUGACCCCAAGUCCUCGCUCACCGUGCGUGCGCUCGUCAGCACCAAGGAGGCCGGUAUCAUCAUUGGCAAGGGCGGUGCCAACGUCGCCGAGCUGCGCGAGAAGACUGGUGUCAAGGCUGGCGUCAGCAAGGUUGUCCCUGGCGUGCACGACCGUGUCCUGAGCGUCACCGGCACCCUCGAGGGCGUCGCCGAGGCUUUCUCGCUGAUUGGCAAGACGAUCCUCGAGAACCCGCUCAAUGUCAACGCUGACGGCACCCCCGCCCAGCCCGCCAACCAGCUCACCUCGGUCCGCCUGCUCAUCUCGCACAACCUGAUGGGCACCGUCAUCGGACGCCAGGGCCUCAAGAUCAAGCACAUCCAGGACCUCUCGGGCGCCCGCAUGGUCGCCUCCAAGGACAUGCUGCCGCAGAGCACCGAGCGCGUUGUCGAGGUCCAGGGCAGCGUCGAGGCCAUCCGUGUCGCCAUCCUCGAGAUCGCGAAGUGCCUCGUCGAGGACUGGGAGCGCGGCCAGGGCGUCGUCCUGUACCACCCCGGCCAGGGCGAUGGCGCUGGCGUCCUUGCCGCUGGAGGCAUUGGCGGCCUGCAGCAGCAGAGCGGCGGCCGCCGCAACAACAACGGCCAGGGCAACCAGCAGGCCGGUGCUGGCGGCAAUGCGAGCGGACCCGCAUACCUGACCAACGCUGUGGGCAACCUCAGCCUCGGCGGCGGCGCCUCCAACGGCCAGGGUGCCAACCGCAGGGAGGGCGGCGCUCGCCGCACCGACCCCAACGCCGCCGUGACCCCUGGCGGUGGCCUUGUUGCCGGAACCACGCCGGUGUCGGCCAACGGCGGCAGCCAGGCGGCCUCUGCGCCGCCGCUCGUCGACCAGGCCAACCUGCGCACGCAGAACAUCUCGAUCCCCUCUGACAUGGUCGGCUGCAUCAUUGGCAAGGGCGGCAGCAAGAUUACCGAGAUCCGACGCCUGAGCGGAUCGAGGAUUAGCAUCGCCAAGAUCCCGCACGACGAGACGGGCGAGCGCAUGUUCACCAUCCAGGGCACGCCCGAGGCCAACGAGAAGGCCCUCUUCCUGCUGUACAACCAGCUCGAGACUGAAAAGGAGCGACGGACCAACAACACCGCCGCCCAGAACGAGGACGAUACCCAGGCCGCGGCCACCUCGGCCUAG